Neoarius graeffei (lesser salmon catfish) is the source of this 3055-nucleotide messenger RNA. RefSeq names its product beta-N-acetylhexosaminidase. The transcript has 14 exons. Bases 178 to 1902 code for a protein of 574 amino acids. NCBI's taxonomy places the organism in Eukaryota, Metazoa, Chordata, Actinopteri, Siluriformes, Ariidae. The record is from RefSeq and is a predicted model, not a curated record. Gene Ontology annotation, molecular function: hexosaminidase activity. Gene Ontology annotation, biological process: carbohydrate metabolic process.
UUGAGUUGCCUUGUUGGGUUGCUAGAUAAAGCGCAAACACACACACACACACACACGAUAAUAUUUCCAAACCUUCUCAAAGGCUCAUAUCUGUUUAUGGAGGAUUGAAAUACUUGCAGGAUUGUUGUUUCUCAGACUUGUCACAGUGCUUUGAUACUUCUUGGAUGUAAUAACAUUAUGGGGUGUAAAAGGAACUUAAAGCUUCUGGUCACCUGCCUGGUUUUACUUGCUGCAGGAAGUCUGUUCCGCAGUCGGCGCACAAAAAUUGAAAAAUACCUAAACUACAAGAAGAAUGUCAUGAUGACGGGUAUUUUCUGGCAGCCAGAAAAUGUAGCUACAUUCGACAACGUGAUUGUGCCAGCAACCACUCAAGAGAUUAAAGAGGCGAAAAAGGACCAGAUGACUAUCACUGAGCCAAAUCUAGAAGUAAAACGCAUAUUAAAAGCCUCAGUGAAACCACACACAAGCCCUCUCCGUAUAGUACACUUGGAUCUUAAGGGCGCUGCACCCAAAGUCAGUUAUUUUCAGCAGCUCUUUCCACUAAUCGCCAGUCUUGGUGCAGAUGGGAUUUUGCUGGAGUAUGAGGAUAUGUUUCCGUAUGAAGGGGACCUUGAAAUUCUCAGGUCACGUUUUGCAUACAGUGUGAAAGAAAUAGAAGAAAUUACGACCCUGGCCAGCCUCUACAAUCUCGAGGUGAUACCCCUGGUGCAGGUAUUCGGACAUCUAGAGUUUGUGCUGAAACAUAGACGAUUUUUUCACUUGAGAGAAGUGGCCGACUUUCCAAACAGCCUGAACCCUGUGGUCCCUGACAGCUUAAAACUGGUUAAAGAAAUGCUAACGCAGGUCCUGAACAAGCACCCGAAGACACGAUGGCUUCAUAUUGGAGCUGAUGAGGUUUAUGGCCUUGGCACGAGUGAGGAUUCGAAAAACUGGCUGAAGCAAAACAGUGGAGGCCUAGGAGCACUCUUCCUCAGCCAUGUGACAAAGGUUUGCCACUUCCUAGCUGAACUGAAGCCUGGAAUAAAGCUUAUAUUUUGGGAAGACAUGAUCAGGAAGGUCAAUGCCAGCAUACUCAAAGAAUCUGGUAUACAGAGUCUUGCAUCCCCUAUGAUAUGGAAAUAUGAUUCAAACAUGAAUUUGUCCCACAUAGGACAACUGUUAUCUAACUACAAACAGGCUGGAUUUCAUACUGUGUGGUUUGCAAGUUCAUUUAAAGGAUCUUCAGGCAUAGACCAGAGAUGGACACCAUUAAAUCACCACUUAAUGAAUCACCUAGCUUGGCUUAAAGUCAUGGCCUCCAUGUCUGGAGACCCCUCUCUACAACUAGUCGGCAUUGCUUUAACAGGCUGGCAAAGAUAUGCGCAUCACACAGUGCUAUGUGAACUGCUUCCUGUGGCCAUCCCCUCUCUUGCCAUAUGUCUACAGAGUCUAAAAUAUGGUUCAUUUAAUCACACAGCUGAAAGUGAAGUACAAAGUCUUUUGGGCUGCAAAGUUAACCUAGCAGCUAAUAGCUGUCAAGGUAAUGGGAGCUUUGCUGGCGCUGAUGUUUAUUACAUGAUUCAAAAAAUCCACAACGAACUUCAGAAAUCCACUGAAAAAGUAACUGAACAUAUCCAUGUGAGAGGAACAUUUGGUCGUUACCAGAGAAAAUACAACUUUGCCAAUCCAAUGUAUAUCGAAUAUUUUAAAGGCACAGUAACCAGAGUGCUGGAGGAGUGGAAUUCCUUUCUGGAGACUUUCAAGCUGGAGAUGAUGGCUAUCUACUACCCAGACACUGUGGAUGAGUGGAUGGAACAGCACAUUAACCCACACAUGGAUAAACUCUAUAGUUUAGCCAAAGACAUAGAUCGCAUUAUUAAAUUUAAAGGACAGCCAAAGACUUAUGAUAAAUUGCCUGACUAAUAAAUUUUUGAGUAUAAAUGGAUGUUAGAAAUAGUUUACCUCCUUCAGAGGCUGAAAAAAUAUGGGUGUUUUAUCUUCUCUUAUAAGGGUAUUUUCGCUUUUCACUGAGUCGCUGUUACCAGAAAAAUGAUAUGGGAUUUAUAUUGAUAUGAUAUGACAUGACAUAAUAUGAUGUGAUGUACGAUAUGACAUACACCCACUGGUGACUUUAUUAGAAACACCCAUACACCUACUGUUUUAUGCAGUUAUCUAAUCAGCCAAUCCCUUGACAGCAGCACAAUGUAUAAAAUCAUGCAGAUACAAAUCAAGAGUUUCAGUUAAUGUUUACUUCAAAUAUCAGAAUGGGGAAAAUUGCGAUCUCUGUGACUUUCACAGUGGCAUAGGUGUUGGUGUCAGACUGGUUUGAGUAUUUCAGAAUCUGAUGAUCUCCUGGGGUUUUCACACACAACAGUCUCUAGAGUUUACACAGAAUGGUGCGAAAAAUAAAAAUGUUGAGUGAGCGACAGUUCUGUGGGUGGAAACAAACACCUUGUUGAUGAGAGAUGUCAGAGGAAAAUGGCCAGAUUGGUUUGAGCUGCCAGAAAGGAUAUAGUGACUCAUAUAAUCACUCUUUACAACCGUGGUGAGCAGAAAAGCAUCUCAGCAUGCAACAGCAGAAGACCACAUUGGGUUCCACUCCUGCCAGCCAAGAACAGGGAUCUUAGAAUCAAGAACAGGUUCCUAUUAAAGUGGCCGGUGAGUGUAUGAUAUGGGUAAAUACUUGGUUGUGUGUAAUUGGGAGACAUGUGUGAAGACUUUCUUUUUCAUUAUGUUCCAUAUUUAACUGAUGUAUUGCACAUAAUAUUGCACUUUCUGUUUUGAAUGGUCUCUUUAAAGACUGGAAUUAUCUAUAGUUACUGUGAAGUGUUUUGUGGAUUUGAUUUUAUAGCAGGUGUGAAAUACUUGAAACCAUGUGCCAAAAGAGAGUUUUAAAAGUAUAAUGGGGUUUCUACAGUAUGUUUUCUAUCACUUUGUGCUGUAAAUAAGAUAGGGGUUCAUAUAGAUUUUAUAAGUUUAUUAUAACUUUCUGAUAUUAUAAGCCUACAUCCAGUUCUGGUAGUUUAAGAAAGGUACUGCAAUGUUUUCUUAUUAAAGUAUACAAAAAUAUCACUGA